AUGGCGAUCAUUUCGGGGCUCAUGAUUGGAAUCGAAUUGCCAGAAAACUACGCUCAUCAGAAGAUUUAUCAGGAGAUUCUGCAGAAACUUGGCAAAAUAUCGCAUGCGCAUCUGUUCCACAAUUCAGCGACCAUGACGAAUGGAUACAACUGGUGUCCUACAAACAUUUACGAUCUUCCAGUUACGCUUUCAGCCAACACCCUCCAGAUUGAAGAGAACGGGAAUUUGUUCGGAGAGUGGAAUAUCAUGUCUCUCGAUCACAUCAAAGAUGAAAGCAUUGUCUUAGGCCAUGCCCAUCCAUUGAUAGAAGGAAAGGUUCGCCUCGCCCAAAAGGAGAAAGACCAACAUAUGUUGCUGGUUGAGCCUGAAUUCACCCUUGGCCAGACUAGGAUAAGCAGAGGCCUGCUGGUCAAGCCUUCGCUUAGGCGUGAGAAGAACUAUCUCGAUUGUGUUUGUGAUUAUAUCGGUCCAGUUUAUUUCCAUCCGCCAUUGAUCAGAUCAGAUAUCCCAAAUUUUGACCCGACGUUGUUAUUCAAGGUUCACGUUGGAAACGACGAGACGACUCACAAGGGCAGCCAUCAAAGCACCGAAAGGAGGCAGAGUGCCCAGAGCAUGAUCCAGGACAUGAAGAAUGGUUCACUACACCCGCAAUACAGGAAACGGGAAAGUGAUUUGAAAACAUUUGACGUUACCGCAUGGGACGAAUUAAAAUUAUUGGCGGAGUUCAAAAAAGCUGCCGCUGAUGGUGAUUACGAAAACACCAAAGCUCUUCUGGAGAAGGUACGCGAUCCGAACCACACAGACGAAUCCGGGUGGUCUGCAUUGCAUCAUGCCGUUUGGUCUGGCGAAACAAAAGUAGCCAAGCUGCUUGUCAAAAGGUUGAAUCUUCAACAGCAGACUGCCCGUGGCGAGGAACCACUUCACCUCGCAUCAGAACGCGGCAAUAAUGAACUGCGGCGAUGGGGGGGCUUCACCGGAAUCGUUGAUGAAAUCUUGAAUGAGAACUGGGAAAUCAACGCCACCGAUCCUACAGGGCAGACUGCACUACAUAUGGCAGCGGAUCGGGGCCGUGAGGAUGUAGUGCAUACCCUCACCAAGCAAAACGCCGAUCAUGGUCUAAAAGACAACAAAGACAGAACCGCUUUGUCCCUAGCGGUUUUCGGCGGCCACGAGAGCACUGCCAAAUUACUCAGAAAUGCAGGAGCGGAUCCUAAUGUCCACCAGAAGGGGAUAACUCUGCUCCAGCAAGCAGGAAUGUUGAACAACAACACAGCUAUCAAAAUACUCGGCGGCUUGGGGGCAGAUCUCGACACACGGAAUGGAUUUAAUGCGAUUGAGCAUGCGGCGUGGAACGGUCACGUUGAGAUUAUCGAGACACUUGUCCAACUUGAAGUGGAUCUCGAAACCCGACAUCAAUUUAACCAAACUCCGCUUCAUAGCGCGGCGGGCAACGGUCAGGUGAACGUUAUCAAGACACUCGUUAAACUUGGAGCGGAUCUCGAAGCGCAAAAUAACCGGGGCUGGACUCCGCUUUAUCUCGCGGCGAUCAACGGUCAGGCGAACGCUAUCGAGACACUCGCUAAAUUUGGAGCGGAUCCUAAAGUCCAAGAUAAUGUUGGCUGGACUCCGCUUCAUCUCGCGGCGGAUAAUGGUCAGGUGAACGCUAUCGAAACACUUGUCAGAGUUAAUGCGGACCUUGAAGCCCAAGAUAAAUAUAACCAAACUUCGCUUCAUCUCGCGGCGAACAAUGGUCAGGUGAACGCUAUCGAGACACUCGUUAAACUUGGAGCGGAUCUGGAAGCGCAAAAUAACCGGGGCCGGACUCCUCUUCAUCUCGCGGCGAACAAUGGUAAGGUGAACGCUAUCGAGACGCUCGCUAAAUUUGGAGUGGAUCUUGAAGCCCAAGAUAGCUUGGGCUGGACUCCGCUUCAUCUCGCGGCGGAUAGUGGUCAGGUGAACGCUAUCGAAACACUUGUCAGAGUUAAAGCGGAUCUUGAAGCCCGAGAUAAAUAUGACCAAACUUCGCUUCAUCUCGCGGUGAACAGUGGUCGGGUGAACGCCGUCGAGACACUCGCUAAAUUUGGAGCGGAUCUUGAAGCCCAAGAUAACCUAGGCCGGACUCCGCUUCAUCUCGCGGCGGAUAAUGGUGAGGUGAAUGCUAUCGAGGCACUCGCUAAACUUGGAGCGAAUCUCGAAGCGCAAAAUACCUGGGGCCAGACUCCGCUUCAUUUGGCGGAAGACGGUCGUCACGAUCUCGCUAUAAAGAUACUGGGCGAGCUUAUCAAAGCGAGACUGACUAAGGACAGUGACGUCGACAUAGUCAAUGAAAGCUAG
Molecule: messenger RNA, 2334 nt
Organism: Penicillium mononematosum
Lineage: Eukaryota; Fungi; Ascomycota; Eurotiomycetes; Eurotiales; Aspergillaceae
Product: ankyrin repeat domain-containing protein
Exons: 2
Coding region: 1-2334 (777 amino acids)
Molecular function (GO): protein binding
Source: RefSeq, a predicted model, not a curated record